This is a messenger RNA of Ochotona curzoniae (black-lipped pika), 2913 nucleotides long. RefSeq names its product zinc finger with KRAB and SCAN domains 2 (gene ZKSCAN2). Bases 1 to 2913 code for a protein of 970 amino acids. The transcript has 7 exons. The record is from RefSeq and is a predicted model, not a curated record. Gene Ontology annotation, biological process: regulation of transcription by RNA polymerase II. Gene Ontology annotation, molecular function: DNA-binding transcription factor activity, RNA polymerase II-specific; RNA polymerase II cis-regulatory region sequence-specific DNA binding. Lineage: Eukaryota; Metazoa; Chordata; Mammalia; Lagomorpha; Ochotonidae.
AUGGCUGAAACCCUGAAUGCGCUCAUUGAUGCGUCCCUGGAGGUGGAUGGAUGUGUGAUCAUGAAGGUGGAGAAGGGCCCUGAGUGGACAUCCGAGCCCGUUCUGGAAGAACCUCGCGGCUGUGAGUCGGAGACCUUGCGCCGAUGCUUCAGGCAGUUCUGUUACCAGGAUGUGGCCGGACCCCACGAAGCGUUCAGUAAACUCUGGGAACUUUGCUGCCGGUGGCUGAAGCCAGAAAUGCGUUCCAAGGAGCAGAUCCUGGAGCUGCUGGUCAUUGAGCAGUUUCUCACCAUUUUGCCCGAGAAGAUUCAGGCGUGGGCGCAGAGGCAGUGUCCCGAAAGCGGAGAGGAGGCCGUGGCCCUGGUGGCACGCUUGGAGAAAGAGACAGGAAGGCUGAGACAACAGGUCAGCAGUGCCGUACGUUCUGAGAAGCAAGCCCCGCUGGGAGAAGCCUGGCAGGUGGCAGAGUUGCAGCCUGAGCCAGAGGAGAGGCAGCCCAGGAUGGUGUCUCAGGACGAAGCUCGAAGCCUUCCUUCAGAAUGCCAGGGACUGCUGAGGCAGAGGAGGGCGCACCGGCUGGUCCCCAGGAGCGUUCGGCCCUCUGCCUGGGUUUCUGUUGCUGCUGGUGAGUGGAACGCCGUUGAUGAGGAAGUGACGGCCACACGUCUUCCUGCCGGGCCCCAGGAACCAGCGAAAGAUGUCCACGUGACCAGAGGUUUCUCCUACAAGAAGAGCCUGCACCAGAUUCCUGCUCCCAGAGACCUCUGCCGCGAUGUCAGGAAGGGGGGUGUCAGAAGUACUGUCUCCCUAGGAAGUUCAGUGUCUACCUCUAACAAGACUGCUCGGUUGGAACAAAGAAAGGAGCCGUGGACUGUAAGCCUGCAUUCCUCUAAUAAGAGAAGCAUCCUGAGAAGCAGCUACGUUAAGGAAAAGUCGGUUCAUGCUGUUCAAAUCCCUGCGAUCAACGCAGGAAAGACAUGGAGAGAGCAGCAGCAGUGGGGUUUAGAAGAUGAAAAAAUAGCAGGCGUACACUGGAGCUAUGAGGAAACAAAGACCUUCCUAGCAAUCCUCAAAGAGUCUCGCUUUUAUGAAACGCUUCAGGCUUGUCCCCGAAACAGCCAGGUCUACGGUGCUGUGGCUGAGUGGUUGCGAGAAUGCGGCUUCCUGCGAACCCCAGAGCAGUGUCGCACCAAAUUCAAAAGUCUCCAGAAGAGCUACCGGAAGGUGAGGAACGGCCACCUGCUGGAGCCCUGUGCCUUCUUUGAGGACAUGGAUGCCUUGCUCAACCCUGCAGCCCAUGCUUCGUCCUCUGAUAAACCAAAGGAGGUGCUCUCUCUCCCCAGACUGAAGAGCAUCGGCAUUGGUGCUAAACAACACAUCAGUUCAGUAGAGCGCGAGGAAGCCGCAGAAGAAUCUGAUUGUGACGAAACGGGCAUUGAAUUUAUCCGCAAAUCUAAGAUACGUGGUGCCCCUGUCUUGUUUCAAAAUCUGAGUGGCGUGCACUGGGGCUAUGAAGAAACCAAGACCUUUCUUGACAUUCUCCGUGAGACUCGCUUUUAUGAAGCGCUGCAAGCCUGUCAUCGGAAGAGCAAAUUGUAUGGGGCUGUGGCCGGACAGCUGCGGGAGUGUGGCUUCCUCCGAACUCCAGAGCAGUGCCGAACUAAGUUCAAAAGCCUCCAGAAGAGUUACCGCAAAGUCAAAAACGGCCACGUGUUAGAGUCCUGCGCAUUCUACAAGGAGAUGGACGCCCUGGUCAACUCUCGGGCCCCUGCCCCUUCCACCGACCCCCCAGAAGAGAUCCUGAUGCCCUCGAGACAAGCAAGAGGGGUUAUUGAGAUUGAACCCCAGGAACCUACAGGCUGGGAGCCUGAAGAAUCCUCACAAGAGGCAGUGAUAGAAGAUUCUGACAGUGAGAGAAUGAGCGAAGAGGAAAUCUUACAAGAACCAGAAUUCCAAGAACCCCCACGUCGACUCCAAAGCCCAAACGGUUUUGAAAUUGAUAGUAGUACCAAGGAGGGUCCGACACAGAUCAUCUAUAAGGACAUGGAGCAACAUAGAGCAUUCAUGGAGAAGUCUGAAAGAGCUGUUGCACAGAACACUGAUCCAAAUAAAUGUCGCAAAAGAGAGUUCAUCUCAGGAAGACAAAGGGAAAACCUCCAAGGAAUUAGGCAGGGAAAACUAAUGUCUCAGCUGAGAGACACAGGGAGAGCCGUCGUCGUGCAUCCGAGGCCUUUCCUGGGGAAGAGGCCCUACAGGCUCCUCAGAUACGGAGAAAGCUUCGGAAGGAGUGCUCGUCUUUUGUGCAGGAUGACCCACCAGAAGGAAAACCCCUACAAGUGCAGUGUCUGUGGAAAGUGCUUUGGUAGAAGCAGGAGCCUGGUCAGACACCAAAGAAUCCACACAGGAGAAAAACCUUUCAAAUGCCUUGACUGCGGGAAAAGCUUUAACGACUCCUCCAACUUUGGUGCCCAUCAACGGAUCCACACAGGAGAGAAACCCUACAGAUGUGGAGAGUGUGGAAAAUGCUUUAGUCAAAGUUCUAGUCUGAUUAUACAUCAGAGAACCCACACGGGCGAGAAGCCUUAUCAGUGUGGAGAGUGUGGGAAAAGCUUCACCAACAGUUCUCACUUCAGUGCCCACAGGAGAGUCCAUACUGGCGAGAAUCCCUACAAAUGUGUGGAUUGUGAGAAAAGUUUCAAUAACUGCACAAGGUUUCGAGAACAUCGCAGAAUGCACACCGGAGAGAGGCCCUAUGGAUGUGCCCAGUGUGGCAAGCAUUUCAGUAAGAGCUCUGUUCUUACCAAACACCGGGAGGUUCACCUGAAAGAAAAGCUGCCGUCACACCAUCCAUCCGUGUAUUUCCCAGAGAACCCACUGAAGGGCGAGACUGAGGAAUUCAGGAAGGCACUUUGA